AGAAUGGUUAACAGACAGGUUGCCACAAUUGCAUGGCUUGAAGCUGAUUCUGUUUGUGGUAGCCAUUCAAGUGCAAUACCGAUGGUACUCAUGCUCCCUUAUCUCUGGCGUCUAUUACAGUGUCUUCGACAGUACAAAGAUACUAAGGAAAGAACAUGCCUUUUUAAUGCAUUGAAAUAUUCAACAGCUUUCCCAGUGAUUUUUCUUUCAGCCCUUAAAUAUCAUGUAUUCCCUGAGAAGUGGACAUCUCUUUAUCGGCCACUUUGGCUUCUCUCGAGUGUUGUUAAUUCUCUCUAUUCAUUCUACUGGGAUAUUACUCGAGAUUGGGAUUUAAGUAACUUUUCUCGCAUAUUCAGGUUCAACAAAACUCUGAUUUCCAACCUGUUUUAUGGGAGAAAAUGGAUAUCAGGCUCCAAUCGGCAGCCUUCCCACUUUCAGGAUUACUCUAAUGCCCUAUGCUUUGGCACCACCCAGACCCAAUAG
Molecule: messenger RNA, 483 nt
Organism: Neltuma alba
Lineage: Eukaryota; Viridiplantae; Streptophyta; Magnoliopsida; Fabales; Fabaceae
Product: protein ERD1-like
Cellular component (GO): cytoplasm; membrane
Source: RefSeq, a predicted model, not a curated record